Molecule: messenger RNA, 3096 nt
Organism: Lepus europaeus (European hare)
Lineage: Eukaryota; Metazoa; Chordata; Mammalia; Lagomorpha; Leporidae
Gene: EPC1
Product: enhancer of polycomb homolog 1
Exons: 15
Coding region: 272-2782 (836 amino acids)
Biological process (GO): regulation of transcription by RNA polymerase II
Cellular component (GO): piccolo histone acetyltransferase complex
Source: RefSeq, a predicted model, not a curated record
GGAAUGGCUGGGGUUGGCUGAAGAGCGCACAGUGGAGUUUUAAUGUCCGCCAUGUUGGCCAUGGCGUAUUGAGGAGAGCGAGCGAGCGAGGAGCGGAGCGGCACAGCCUCCCACCCUCCCGGCUGGUGUUAGUGCCCGGACGGCGGGCUCUGCGCUCCGCCCCUCCAGCCCCCGGCAGCGGCAGGCGCGUGGGGACCGAACCCCCGGUUCUCCAUGAUCCCGCUGGCCGGGGCCGUUUCCCCAGAGCGGAGAGGUAUCUGCUGCGCCUGAGAUGAGUAAACUGUCGUUUCGGGCGCGGGCGCUAGACGCCUCGAAGCCGCUGCCGGUGUUCCGCUGUGAGGAUCUGCCCGACCUGCACGAAUACGCCUCGAUAAACCGGGCCGUGCCGCAGAUGCCCACCGGAAUGGAGAAGGAAGAGGAGUCGGAACAUCAUCUUCAGCGGGCGAUCUCAGCACAGCAGGUGUAUGGCGAGAAGAGGGAUAAUAUGGUUAUUCCAGUUCCAGAGGCAGAAAGUAAUAUUGCUUACUAUGAAUCUAUAUAUCCUGGGGAAUUUAAGAUGCCAAAGCAGCUCAUUCACAUACAGCCUUUUAGUUUGGAUGCUGAGCAGCCUGAUUAUGAUUUGGAUUCGGAAGAUGAAGUAUUUGUGAACAAACUGAAAAAGAAAAUGGACAUCUGUCCAUUGCAAUUUGAAGAGAUGAUUGACCGCCUGGAAAAAGGUAGCGGGCAGCAGCCAGUCAGUCUGCAGGAAGCCAAACUACUGCUAAAAGAAGAUGAUGAAUUAAUUAGAGAAGUUUAUGAGUACUGGAUUAAAAAGAGAAAAAACUGUCGGGGGCCAUCACUUAUCCCAUCAGUAAAACAAGAGAAGCGCGAUGGUUCCAGCACAAAUGAUCCUUAUGUGGCUUUUAGAAGACGUACUGAAAAAAUGCAGACUCGAAAAAAUCGCAAAAAUGAUGAAGCUUCUUAUGAAAAAAUGCUUAAGCUGCGUCGAGAUCUAAGCCGGGCUGUUACUAUUCUAGAGAUGAUAAAAAGAAGAGAAAAGAGUAAAAGGGAGCUAUUGCACUUAACACUGGAAAUUAUGGAAAAGAGGUAUAAUUUGGGUGACUACAACGGUGAGAUCAUGUCUGAGGUUAUGGCACAGAGACAGCCACUGAAACCCACUUAUGCCAUCCCUAUCAUCCCUAUUACCAACAGCAGUCAGUUUAAACACCAGGAAGUAAUGGAUGUGAAAGAGUUUAAAGUUAAUAAGCAAGAUAAAGCCGAUCUUAUCCGACCGAAACGGAAAUACGAAAAGAAGCCCAAAGUCUUACCGUCGUCUGCUGCUGCUACUCCUCAACAGACGAGUCCUGCUGCACUGCCAGUCUUUAAUGCUAAAGAUUUAAAUCAGUAUGACUUUCCCAGCUCAGAUGAAGAACCUCUCUCCCAGGUUUUGUCGGGCUCUUCGGAAGCUGAGGAAGAGAAUGAUCCCGAUGGUCCCUUUGCUUUCCGUAGGAAAGCAGGCUGUCAGUACUAUGCUCCUCACUUAGACCAAACUGGGAACUGGCCUUGGACUAGUCCUAAAGAUGGAGGAUUAGGGGAUGUGCGAUAUAGAUACUGCUUAACUACUCUCACCGUACCCCAGAGGUGUAUUGGAUUUGCACGAAGACGGGUUGGGCGUGGUGGAAGGGUCUUACUGGACAGAGCUCAUUCAGACUACGACAGUAUGUUUCGCCACCUGGAUUUGGAAAUGCUUUCCUCACCACAACAUUCUCCAGUCAAUCAGUUUGCCAAUACCUCAGAAACAAAUACCUCGGACAAAUCUUUCUCUAAAGACCUCAGUCAGAUACUAGUCAAUAUCAAAUCAUGUAGAUGGCGGCAUUUUAGGCCUCGGACACCAUCCCUACAUGACGGUGACAAUGAUGAACUCUCCUGUAGAAAGUUGUAUAGGAGUAUGUAUCGAACAGGAACAGCACAACCUGGGACCCAGACAUGCAGUACCUCCACGCAAAGUAAAAGUAGCAGUGGCUCAGCACACUUUGCAUUUACAGCCGAACAAUACCAGCAACAUCAACAGCAACUGGCACUAAUGCAGAAACAGCAGCUUGCACAAAUUCAGCAACAGCAGGCAAACAGUAACUCCUCCACCAACACAUCACAGAACCUUGCACCUAACCAGCAGGAAAGUGGCUUUCGCCUGAAUAUACAGGGUUUAGAAAGAACUUCACAGGGUUUUGUUUCCAAGACUUUGGAUUCUGCUAGUGCUCAAUUUGCUGCUUCUGCUUUGGUGACAUCAGAACAGCUGAUGGGGUUCAAGAUGAAGGAUGAUGUGGUGCUUGGGAUUGGGGUGAAUGGCGUCCUUCCAGCCUCAGGAGUCUACAAGGGCUUACACCUCAGUAGUACGACACCAACAGCACUUGUGCAUACCAGUCCAUCAACAGCAGGCUCGACUUUGUUACAGCCUUCCAAUAGUACACAGACUUCAAGUUCCCACAGUGCACUGAGUCAUCAAGUAACUGCUGCCAAUUCUGCGACAACUCAGGUUCUGAUUGGGAACAACAUUCGAUUAACUGUACCUUCAUCAGUUGCCACUGUAAACUCUCUUGCCCCAAUAAACGCACGACACAUACCUAGGACUUUAAGUGCUGUUCCGUCAUCUGCCUUAAAGCUGGCUGCCGCAGCAAACUGUCAAGUUUCCAAGGUUCCGUCUUCAUCCUCUGUAGAUCCAGUUCCAAGGGAAAGUCAUGAAGCAGAGAAGCCAGCACUGAACGCCAUAGCGGACAACACAGUAGCGAUGGAGGUGACGUAGCUUCCGCAGGAGCAGGACUCCGCCUGGGGGCGUGAUCAGGUGCUAUGCAUCGGUAGCAUUUGAAUGCAGGGGAGGAUGGAAUGCAGCACAUGCGUUUCUGUGGCAGCUGUGAGGACUUGACAGCAGCGCUCAUCUCUCAUGCUUCAGUUUUCUUUUCUUACUGUUAAUAGGAAAAAUCAACACCUGUAAAUUAAGAAUACAGCAAUUAUCUGUACAGUCCUGCAUAUUUGUAAUACCCUUGUAUAUAUGUUACUUGAAUACAGAAAUGUUCAUUUGUGAUGCUUUGCACUUGGGGGUGGGGAGGGUGGGAGGGA